Penicillium canariense is the source of this 576-nucleotide messenger RNA. RefSeq lists its product as uncharacterized. Lineage: Eukaryota; Fungi; Ascomycota; Eurotiomycetes; Eurotiales; Aspergillaceae. The record is from RefSeq and is a predicted model, not a curated record. The transcript has a single exon. The coding region runs from base 1 to 576 and encodes 191 amino acids. Gene Ontology annotation, cellular component: Ino80 complex. Gene Ontology annotation, biological process: chromatin remodeling.
AUGCCACCUGCUACGCCCGCCAAAGAUGAUGAGGCGCACCAGCUGCUUCUGAGUCAACUCGAUAUCGCUGCAGCCGCAAAGCCCUUCCGUAACGCCCACUGGAAGCCCUCGCAGCGCCGCAACAAGAACGUCAAGGCGAUCAUCUCCGAGACCACGCGAAAGGAAGCGUCACAGAUGGCCACACAGGCCAACUCUGGCGCCACCACCCCUUUCGCUGGAACCUCGGGUGUUGCGACCAGUGACGGCUCGAGAACACCUGCUGAAAGUGCUGGCAAGGCCCCCAACAUUGCGCAGGCCGCCCAGAACCUUUCAACACUCGUCCUAGAGAAGAACGCCCGCGCCAUGUUCCCCUCUGGGCCUGCUGUCACCUACACAAACAUCGAGUCCGCACCGUCGCUGGACCCUUCUCACCAGCGCCAUUACUGCGAUAUCACUGGACUAUCCGGCCCCUACACAGACCCGAAGACCCGACUCCGCUAUCAUAAUAAGGAGAUAUUUGGUGUGAUCCGUAGCUUGGCGCAGGGUGUGCCUGAGAGCUACCUGGAAGCGCGAGGAGCUCACACAGUCCUGAAAUAA